Messenger RNA from Cheilinus undulatus (humphead wrasse), 2052 nucleotides. It is a transcript of the gene mmp19, whose product is annotated as matrix metallopeptidase 19. The coding region runs from base 128 to 1549 and encodes 473 amino acids. Gene Ontology annotation, molecular function: metalloendopeptidase activity; zinc ion binding. The record is from RefSeq and is a predicted model, not a curated record. Gene Ontology annotation, cellular component: extracellular matrix. NCBI's taxonomy places the organism in Eukaryota, Metazoa, Chordata, Actinopteri, Labriformes, Labridae. Gene Ontology annotation, biological process: proteolysis; collagen catabolic process; extracellular matrix organization. The transcript is spliced from 9 exons.
ACAUUAAAGCUGCUGCAGCGCUCACAGAACAAACAGAGUCUGUUGUGGGACUCCUCAGAGCGCUCCUCAGACCUGAGCAUCUGCUCCAGAUAUCUGUAACAAAAAAACUCUUUUUGACAACUUAGAUAUGGAGACAAGGGAACUGCUGCUGCUGCUGUUGAACCUCUGUGGAGCCUUUUGUGCAGUGGUGCAGUGGACAGAACUAAAUGAAGCAAAGGCCUAUUUGAGGAAGUUUGGCUACCUGACAGAUUAUGCCGAUUCAGAGAACCCUGAAAACUUGGAGCAGGUCAUUGAAGCUCUCAGGGUUUUUCAGAGGGUGAACGAUCUGCCACCUACAGGAGAAAUAGAUGAAGCUACUCUAAGUGUGAUGAGAGAGCCCCGCUGUGGCAUGGAGGACAACUUCAACAAGAAACACCACAAAUUCAGAGUGAACGGCCGUUGGAGAAAGACAAGUCUGACGUAUCGCAUCUACAACUACACUCCUGAUAUGAAGAAGGCAGACGUGGACUCUGCCAUCCGUGCUGCCUUCAAGUACUGGAGCGAUGUGACCCCUCUGACCUUCAGAGAAGUCAGCUAUGGACGAGCGGACAUUAAGAUCUCCUUUCAUAAGAGGGACGGCUACUGCAAUGUCCCAUUUGAUGGCCCUGGACGUGUUCUGGCCCACGCUGAGUUACCUGAGUCUGGUAUCGUCCACUUUGAUGAAGAUGAGUUCUGGACAGAGGGGACACAUUAUGGCUCUAAUCUGCGUAUAAUAGCCGCCCAUGAAAUCGGACACGCCCUUGGCCUUGGUCACUCUGAGUACAGGAGAGCGCUGAUGGCUCCAAUCUACACCGGGUACCAACCAAACUUUAGGCUGCAUUUUGAUGAUGUCAAAGGCAUCCAGGCAUUAUAUGGCGAACGUCUGAGCAGCCCUUUAGCAGGGCCUACAUGGACAACAUCAGAUGAUCUGACUCCCACAGUGAGCAGCCGUGAGCCUGAGGGCAAACCUGACCCCUGCACUGCUGACCUGGACGCCAUCAUGUUAGGUCCAUGGGGGAAAACCUUUGCAUUCAGUGGUGAUUACGUGUGGACCAUCUCUGAUCUGGGACACAACCCACCCAUAAAGAUCACCAAGCUGUGGACCACCCUCCCUGGAAACCUGAACGCUGCUGUGCACUCUCCAAGAACCAAUAAGACUUAUUUUUUCAAAGGCAGUAAAGUGUGGAGAUACACCAGGUUCAGUCUGGACUGGGGAUACCCCAGAGAGGUCAAACGGAUCGCUCACAGUAUCGAUGCUGCUCUUUACCUGGAGAAGAACAAGAAGCUGAUCUUUAUUAAGGGUUCAGAUCACUGGCAGUGGGAUGAGCUGAAGUACAAUGACUUGACCCAUUACCCCAAACCACUCUCCAUGCUCUUCUCUGGGGUCCCAUCCAGCCCGGACGCAGCCUUCACCUGGACCAAUGGGAAGGUCUUCUUCUUCAAGGGAGAUGAAUACUGGCGCAUGAAUGAGAUGCUAAGAGCCGACAAAGGAUACCCACUAAGCAAGAGGGAGCGCUGGAUGCAAUGCUAGAGUGUCUGCCACCAGGGGGCAGCAGAAGCCCAAAAGGUGAACAGCCAGCAGGGGGCGCUGGUUCCUCUCCAGGGGCAUUGACAACUGUGCAACCUCAACAGCUGUGAUUCAUAGCAGAACUGAGUUUAUUUCACUGGAUCUGAUUUCAAACAAGUGACUCCCUGCCUUCCAAGACAGGAUAACUUUCUACAGUUCUGAGCAUUAUUGAGUGUGUCUUUGUGACUGCAUGAGUGUUAUGUAAGCUUUUGUAUGAUCUCAGACAGAAAUCAAGGGACACCUUCUGUUUUUCUCUCAAACAUGUGUUGGCUUAUGUGUCUUGAUACUUUCUGUAAGAUGUAAUCUUAUUGUAGGGGUGUACACUUUCAUUACCAUCUUUAUUACUGAAAAAUUACAUUUCUCUUGACACCCCAAUUAUCUUAUGAAUCACACUGGUCUGUGAGAAACAUGUAGCAACUACGCGUUUAAAGUCAAACAUUUUUCACAAUAAAACACGUCAGCCUUAG